AUGGCCGUCCUCGGAAAGCGCAAGGCCACAGAGGAGCCGACAAUAUCGACAGAAGACGCACAGGAAAUCUUCCGACGACACUUUGAAGCGCAGUUCCUUCCGCUGCCGGAGGCAGAGCGCAAGGCGCGAGAGGAGGAAGAGGAGGAGGACAGUGACGACGAUAGCAAUGGCAGUGACGGUGAAGGAGGCGAAUGGGGUGGAUUGUCGAAUGAGGAUGACGGCUCCGACGACGACGAUGACGAGCUAGAUGACGAUGAGGACGACGACUCUCCCACCAUCGAAGUCGUCGACCACUCCGUCUCCCAAGCCCCCAAAACGAGCACAAUGUCCAAACGCGAACUCAAAGCCUUCAUGUCCUCCCGCCCACCAGACCCAACCUCCUCCUCCUCAUCUUCAAAGACUCCCCAGCCGUCCUCGAAAUCCUCCUCCGCCCUCCCCGAAGACGCCCCCUCCCUCCUCGCGCAAGACCUCGAGCUCCGCCGCCUCAUCGCAGAAUCCCACCUCCUCAGCACCAACAAGCCCACCUCCCUCUCCUCCAUCCUCUCGUCGUCGUCGUCGCAGUCCGAGCCAAAGACUUUCGCUGCAGGCCGCGUCCGCCAGAAAGCGCUCGACCUCCGCAUCCAGGCCCUGGGCUCGAAAACGUCCAUUCUCAAGCAGGAGAAGAUGCCAAUGCACAUGCGCAAGGGCAUCAAUGCUGCCGCUGUGGAGAGGGAGGCUAAGCGGAGGCGCGAGGCCAAGGAGAGCGGUGUGAUUCUGGAGCGGGAGACGGGGAAGAAGAAGAAGAGGGAUCGGAAGAGCGGAGGAGGCGGUGGUGGAUUUGGACCGGCCGUGGGUAGAAUGAGGGGUGCUGAGCUGAGGAUAAGCGAGAGGGAUGUCAAGAAGAUUGAAGGGGCGAGGGAUACCUUCGGCAGGAGAGGCAAACGAUGA
Messenger RNA from Trichoderma citrinoviride, 927 nucleotides. RefSeq lists its product as hypothetical. The record is from RefSeq and is a predicted model, not a curated record. NCBI's taxonomy places the organism in Eukaryota, Fungi, Ascomycota, Sordariomycetes, Hypocreales, Hypocreaceae. Gene Ontology annotation, biological process: maturation of SSU-rRNA from tricistronic rRNA transcript (SSU-rRNA, 5.8S rRNA, LSU-rRNA). The transcript has 3 exons. The coding region runs from base 1 to 927 and encodes 308 amino acids. Gene Ontology annotation, cellular component: nucleolus.